UCCCUUUGUUAAACGGUUUUCUAUGCAAGAAACGCAAAAUACUUUCUCGAUCGUUUGUCUCUUUUUCUCACCAACACUCUAACCGCUUAACGGGAUCUCGUGGACAUGGGUUCUGUUUCGGGUUCGAGUAAGGUUCACCACUGGAACGUUUUCGACGGCGUGAAGAUAAUCGCGGCGACGCCGGAGGCGCUGAUGGCGGAGAUCGACUCUGCGAUCUCGGCUAUGGAACACUCACGCGCCACCGCUAUGCUCGACGCAGACGAGGGAUACGACGCGCACGUGGCCGACGAGGCCUACAAGGCGGGCUGCGCCGCCCUCGCCGCCGGGAAUCUAGACGAGGCGCUCCGAUCACUGAACCUUUCUCUUGCGAAGUGCCCUCCCGACAAAGCCUCCGCGCUCGCAAAACUAAACUCGCUGAUCGAUCUCGCUUCUCAGCACCUUCAAGCCUCCUCCAAAUGACAACGCGUCGUCUCGUUUCGUCGCGAUUCUUGUGAAUCUUGAACUGGGAUCACAAAGGAUGUUCUGAGGGUUUUCACUCGUGGUACUUUUCGUUGAUUAGGAGUGACACUUGCAACCGAAGUCAAGCUGGCGUAUACAUGUUUUGAGAAUUAUCCCUCCAACAAUGAACCCAUCCCUUUUCAUUUUCACUCCUCUAACUCCCACACUGAAGAACAAAGCUUGCAUUUCUCAAUCUUCAACAACUCCACCUUAAUUCUUUUGCUCAUCUAUAUUUUUAUGGCUUCAAAAGUGAAUUUCAUAAUUUUUAAUCAUGCACAUUGUCACUCCAUCUCCCGGUCAGUCAGGUUUGUGAUUGUUCCUCCUCGUCUUCAUUCGCCCGAAUGUGGGCAAUGGCUUACCUAUAUAUAUCCACGAGAGUGGAGAUGUGUAUCUCCUGUUAAAAUUAUAGUAUCUGAAAAUUUUUUAUUUUCUCCUCCUAAUCUUAUAUAUUUGAGUCUGGUGCUGCUCUAUGGUAGAGACCUAUAGUUGAGAAUGUCAAAUACAUGACUUUGACUUGAAUAAAAGUGUCCCUGACUUAGAGUCUUAGAUCACAGUGUUAUGGGGGUAUUUCAUUUUGUGGUUUUGUAGAAUAUUGUUUGCAAUUUGUUAUUCACUCUCCCCUUGCUGUUGAAGAUGGUUGUUAGGUUGUAGGGCGUGUUUCCGGAUUGUGGUGAUUUGUGGCUUGCAUUGUUUUUGAUGGAUUUUGAGAGGAUUUGCGGUGUGUUUGUUUUUGUUGGUGGUAUGUGUGCUUCGGUGGUUUCAUUGAGUGGAAAAAAAAAAUCAGGUAAUGAUUUUUAGAAUUAUACAGGGUUUCAGUUUUGAUUUGAUAAUAAAAGAUGUAAAUGGUCAUUUAUUUUUGUGAAAAUGUUUUGAAAAUUGUUAUGAUUUUGAGAACUGGUUUGGAAAAUUGUUUUUUAAGUUGAAAAUGGAUAUUUCAAAACAGAGGGAAGGAUGACAAUGUUUGGAAAUAGUGACUUAUAUAUAAAAAUAUAGUUAGAUGGGGAUGGAUUUUUCGUAUAGGAUGUUGGUUUGUGUUUUGAUAAUAUUUAUGAACACUUUUUUGAAAAAAACCAAAUGGAUGUUGAAAGUAACAGUUUGGGUGAGCAGUGAUUUCCAAUAUAAUUUUUUCGAAAAGCCUUUGGUGUGAAUUUGUUAGGAACCAAAACAUACGGUAGGAAGACAUUUGAAUUAUUUUUGUAUCAAGUAGUUGGAAAUUAAUAGUUAACAUUCUUUUCAAUUGAUAAUGUUAUUUUUAAGUGUUGGUAAAUGAAUACUUUAGUACUUUACUAUUGAUUGUUGUUAUUAAUGUGGUGUAUGCAAGUUUGCAGCAUAUACUUUAAUAGGUGAAAGAGAAAAUAAUGUAAGUGUACUGAAAUAGUUUAGUCGUGUAUUGACGAUUUGAAUGUGUAUUUAAAAUAUUAAAAUAAUAUUGUAUGUAUUUCAUUUUGUGAAUUUGAUGAUUGUUGUUUGCAAUCCGUUGGAAGACAAUAGAGAUUAUUGUUGUAUUAGUUAGUGGUUGGAAAUAAAUAGUUAGCAUUCUUUUGAAUUGA
Molecule: messenger RNA, 2048 nt
Organism: Vigna unguiculata (cowpea)
Lineage: Eukaryota; Viridiplantae; Streptophyta; Magnoliopsida; Fabales; Fabaceae
Source: RefSeq, a predicted model, not a curated record